Molecule: messenger RNA, 467 nt
Organism: Dentiscutata heterogama
Lineage: Eukaryota; Fungi; Glomeromycota; Glomeromycetes; Diversisporales; Gigasporaceae
Source: the annotation of a GenBank genome assembly
GUCCUUAAAAAUUUCAAUCCUUUCCUACGGAAAAUUUGGAACUUCAGCACAGUUCACAGCAAAAAAUCCAAUUGAGGCAUAUAUACAAAAUUUAACAGUUCCAAAACAAUGGUUUAAACAUUAUUAUAUUGUUGGGACUCUUUGGGCUACAUUUCUUAUUACCGAUGUCAUUAUUUUACGAAAUAGAAAUAGAGGAUAUUUUGCAUGGUUCGUUCAAAUCUUUGAUAGUGCUGAAAAAUAUGAGCCAGAGUAUUUUAAAGAGCCAGUUAUAGAAUGUUUAAUAGGAUUGUUAAUGUUUCAAGUUCAGACUGUUAGAAGAAUGUAUGAAUGUUUUUUUAUUGAAAGGCCUUCAGUUGGCGCCAAAAUGCAUAUAGGACUUUAUCUGUUAGGAUUGGCUUUUUAUAUUGCAACUGGAUUGUCUGUGUUUAUUGAAGGCAUUGGAAAUUUUGGAAUUCUUUAUAAUAAGG